UCAUUCAAGGAAGAAAGUGCAAACGUUGUCCUCAUCUAGUACGAGUGCACGGCACGUUGCCUUUCGCUUUCAAACUGCGUUUAACAAUCCCACCCCCACCUUUGGGCUUCCCGUGGCACCAAUCGUGACAUUUCGCAUUUAUCGACUGGUGGAAGAGACGGUGGACGGGGAGAAGGGCACCACGGAGGCGCGUACGCGGUACGGCGAGCGCAGCGAAGCCAUCUGAAGUGCCACGCGAGUCACCGCGGCGCGAGCGUGACAAGGAGGCCUUCGAUAGGGUGUUGGCUGGUUGAUACUUGGUGCAGGAACGCUGGAACGCUCUCGGAGAGAAGAAGGCGAACAAAGUGAACGUUUCGCAACGACGAGACGACGCGCCGAGACCCAAGACGCGAAUGCUUCGCUCUCGUGAGAAUUCCUCGCCCAUGUGAUACGAAUAACAAUACUACAAUUGACACACACCUAACUUCAGCGGGGAUCCAUCGACGCGUUCCAAUUCGUCGGUAAUUGGUGUAGCGACGCUUAUCGAUCUACACCUUGUUCAUUGAUAAGCAGAUAAGUUCAGUUUGAGAAGGAGAAACUUUCGCUUUCGUUUAUUUCUCGUUUACCGCGAAGUUGGCGAGGAGAGCGAAUCGGCGUGACGUUCGGACGUGACGUGACGUAGUAUACACGCGCGACUUUCAGGUCCAUUCAGGCCACACCUGCGCGACCGCGUGAGCAACUUCGCGUGCUCUCGCACGCGAAACAUGGACAACGCGCGUGGAGGACGCGCGUACGGCGUCGUCCGCUGUUACCUGUACCUGCUGCUCACGAGCGUCGUCGCGCUCGCUCAGGAUAUAUCGCCUGGCAGCCGCUACUAUAAUCGUGACGGCGUAUACGUGCCGCAAGACAAGACCUUCUUCUACAACGGUAGACGGUAUGGGUAUGGAUAUCAACCUAGCUACCUGGAGCCCGGUUACAGAGGACCCACGAGAGCACCCGAGGAUCGAUUUAUUUACGGCACCACAGAAAGACUUCCAUUGCCAGGAAUACUAGCUGGUUGGCGCGAAGAUCUUCAAGGAAAAGAAAGAGCAGAUUCAAAACUUUUUAUAAAAACCAGAGACAUACUUGUGAAUACAAAUUAUGGUCAAAUUCAAGGAUUUAAAGUCCAAUUAUAUGACGAUCCAUUUGCAAGACACAGACCUUGGAAUAUGGCAGUUGAAAGAGUCACAAAAGAUGUUAAUGUAUUUCUGGGUAUUCCUUAUGCUAUGCCACCUACUAAAGAAGGUCGUUUCAAACCUCCCAGACCUCCCAGAGGGUGGCAACUUUUACAAGCCAUUGAUUGGGGACCAGCUUGUCCUCAGCCUAGUGAAUAUACUGGUGCAACAAAAGGUGUCCGAGACGUUGAUGAAGAUUGCUUGUAUCUAAACAUAUUUACACCUUCUAUUGGCUACGGGUUAGCAAAUAGAUAUCCAGUGAUGUUUUACAUACAUGGUGGCGAAUUUAGUCAUGGGGCGAGUAAUUUGUUUCCAGCUCAUAUACUAGCUGCCUUCUAUGAUGUCGUAGUAGUAUCAAUUAAUUAUCGCCUUGGAGCUCUUGGGUUUCUGAGUACUGGAGAUGAGAAUAGCCCUGGAAACUAUGGAAUUCUUGAUCAAGCUAUGGCAUUGCGAUGGGUCUAUGACAAUAUAGUUAGCUUUAACGGAGAUCCUGACUCUAUAACACUGUUUGGACCAGGUGCUGGAGCAGCGAGUGCGGGAUUAUUAAUGGUUGCACCAAAAACUCGACAGAUGGUAUCAAAAGUAAUAGCGCAAUCGGGUUCAGCUCUAGCUGAUUGGGCGGUGAUAGUAGACAAAUACCGAGCACAAAAUACAUCUCGAGUAUAUGCAGAAAUGCUCGGUUGUAGUAUAGAGAGUAGUUGGAAAUUGGUACAAUGCUUAAAAGACGGACGUAGUUUCCUUGAGUUAGGUAAUUCUGAAUUAAAACCACACGUCGGAAUGUUCCCAUGGGCACCCGUGCUGGAUGUCAAUUUUACAAUACCUCAAGAUGAUUGGUAUGAAGAUUGGAGAGCAUCCGACUGGCGCUUUUUUACAGAAACGCCAGAAGAAAGUAUUAAAGCUCACAAAUAUAGGAAAGAUUUGGCUUAUAUGGCUGGUGUCACAACUCAAGAAGCAGCAUUUAUUAUAAAAAAUAAUCAUACAUUAGCAAGAAAUCAAUACACAAUAACUCCUGAGGUAUUCGAUCAAAAGAUUUGGGAAUUAGUUCUUCGAUAUAACUAUACCCUAAAUCCACAAGGCAUUUACGAGGCAAUAAAAUAUAUGUAUACAUAUUGGCCGGAUCCAAUGAAUGUUACACACAUACGUGAUCAGUAUAUAAAUCUCUUAUCAGACUUUCAUUAUGUUGCACCAUACGACAAAAUAGCAAAAUUAUUGGUAGAAAGACACGUACCGACGUAUCUCUAUGUCUUAAAUACCUCGAUAGAAUCAUUUUAUUUACUAGAAUGGGCUAGGGUACCUCAUGAUACCGAGCUUUUGUGGCUGACAGGAGCACCGUUUAUGGACGUUGAAUUUUUCCCACAAAAAUGGAGAUUAAAACGAAUAAUGUGGACUGAUAGUGAUCGUAAUAUGAGUCACUUUUUCAUGAUGGCAUAUUCUAAUUUUGCAAAAUAUGGAAACCCAACGCCUUCGCAAAUCUUGGGAUUGCAUUUUGAUCCCGCACGUUAUGGACAAUUGCGAUAUCUCAAUAUCAAUACAACAUUCAAUAGCUCCAUUCAAGUAAACUAUCGUCAAACCGAGAGCGCAUUCUGGUCCAUGUAUUUGCCGACUGUUAUUGGUUACCUUGUCCCUACUUAUCCUCCCGUUACGGAAUAUUGGUGGGAACCUAAACAGCCAUUGCAAAUCGCAUUUUGGUCGAUGUCGACGGCGUGCCUGCUGCUACUUGUACUUUCUGUGGUGUGCUGUAUGCUUUGGCGUAACGCCAAAAGACAAUCUGAUCACUACUAUAGCGGAGACAUCCUGAUGGUACGAGACGAUGAGCACUCCGAGGGAAUCGAGAAUUUAACACGUUCAUCUAAAGAAAACAUAUACGAAUAUCGUGAUGUACCAGAAAAGGCCCGAAUACCGCGUCAAAAUGAAACGAGACUACAAGAACGUUUAGCACAUAACAGAAAAUUCAGUUCUACACCCUCGUUACGUAGCAAUUCUAAUGUCUCAUUAAAAGAUAUGAGAUCAGAAGGUUUCGUCACUAGCUCACCUAAUGGUCAGCCUAAAAUGGCAAAGACACUGAGUCAAUCUGCACUGCCAAAAGCUAAAAGCAAAACACUUUUAGUACAGGGAGUACCACAAACAGCUGUUUAAUACUUAAGUUACCAUUAUACAAAAAAA
Messenger RNA from Mycetomoellerius zeteki, 3356 nucleotides. RefSeq names its product carboxyl ester lipase-like protein Gli (gene Gli). The transcript is spliced from 14 exons. Bases 744 to 3329 code for a protein of 861 amino acids. Lineage: Eukaryota; Metazoa; Arthropoda; Insecta; Hymenoptera; Formicidae. The record is from RefSeq and is a predicted model, not a curated record.